AUGGACCUGCACGUCAGAUAUGACGCCGAGCGUCAGCAGAGGUUCUUCUCCAUUCCUCUAAACGGACCUCAUGAAGAUGUGAGUGUUUAUUUUUUCAAUUUAUGAAACCUCUUCAAACUUUUUGUUUAAAUUUUCAUUGUUCUUCUUUGUGGACUUUUUCUGAUUCCCCACUUUGCAUGUUUUCUCUUAUUUGUGAGCCGUGCAUAGUUUCUGAAUUUGAUCAUUGUGAACUUAUCAAAUAUUAGAAGUGGACUUGUUCUUCCUGAGGACUUUAUUGGAAAAUAUUUCGGGUGUACUUCUUUCAAUUUUCGUUUAGAGUUAAUGAACAAUAAGUUUUUUUAAAGCCUACAAGUUUUAUUUGUAACACAAGAAUUCUCACGUUUUUGAAAGCUUUGGUAAAUUUUUUUUAUACAUUCUCUACAUUCUAUUAAAGGAUUUUUUUAUUCAAGUUGUGGGUUUUUAUGAAAAUUAAGAGAAAUAUUAUGUAUUGGGGAAAGCCCACAAAGGAAGUAACUAGCAAAUUUGAACGAAGAAACUAUGCACGGAGAUUUGCGUUUUUCAGGGAGAUGGAAAUCAUCUGAAAAGUCUCCAACGGUUCUCGAUAGAGGUCUGGAAUCUGACGCAAAACUGGGGCGACGCCUCCACAAAAGCCGCCCAAAGCGUCGAGAAACUCGUCAACAGUCGGCUGCAAGUUAUGUACGCCCGGGACGGGUCUUCUGAAGCGACGACGUCGGUUCCAAAGUCCGAAGAGAAGAAACGGUGUCUGAUGGAGAUAGUCAAGGAGAACCGCUCUCUGGGAACCGUCCUGGAUAACCUGAACGCGAUAAUUGGAAAGUUCCGGAGUGCCCUGAACAGAAUGCCGGCCUGGAAACAGUUGACGGCCAACUCGGCACAGCCCGAAGUUCGGUACAUUGUCGACACUCUGACCGAAGUGCUCCCUUCAGUCGUCGCAAUGUACCAGAAAGAACUCGAUGCUAAAAAAGCGGCUCUUCUGGAUUUCGGCCAAUGUGAAUCCCGUCAGGUUUUCACGGCCGUCCUGUUGAGUUUCAAGUAUGAGCCAUUUGUCGACACCAAUUUAUUAUCUCGAUUGUAUGCCCUUGUAGCUGCUGAAGCUCAAUAACUUCUCAAAGCUCCUUAUCGUUUUUGCAAAUAUUCGAGUUAUGUUUUCUGUCUUUGAGUCUUAUUCCAUGGUGUUUAUUUUGUUACUUUCAUUCGCGUCCUUUCAGAUUUUCCUUUUCUUCUUCAUUUUUCCGGUUCAUUUUGUUCAAUACUUAAAGUUUCUAUGAAACGCUCUCAUUUCAUGUUUAGUUUGAAUUCAAAGCUGGAAAAGUUGAAAAAUAUUUUUUUUAAUGCAUCGAGGUAUAUUUGAAAACGGCAAAAGAACCUUGAAGGCUUCAUCAAUAUCGUAUUUUCUCAUCUAUUCCAUCUCCUUGAUCAUAUUUUUUCAUUAUCGCUGACUGAUUUCUGUUUAAAACGAAAAUUGACAUAAUAAAAAUUAAAAUAUUUUUUCUAAUCAAAAACGAUUCACGAAAAAGAGAAAUGUACAGGAAGUGAUCGAGAUAAAUGUGGACGAUUUGCCGUCCGGCGAUGAAGUCAUGGGUAUUUUGCAAGCCGAACAAGCCAAACUCGUCUACUGGAUUCAUGUCGCUGUGAGUUUGAAGGGUUUUUUUUAUUGCAGAUGUAAGAAAAUUUGGGAUUUAAUCAGGUUUCAAAAUUAGGAUUUUUUUUUACAAAGGCAUUUUUCAACAGUUUACGACUAAUUCUCGAGUUUUCGAAAACAGACGCUGGUAGCGCGCGGGGGGCCCCGGGUGUAUCUUCAAUUUUGCCUUUUUUUGUGAUACGUUGAUAAAUUCCGUCUCUUUCAUGCACCUUUUUCUCAUCGUGACGCUUUAGUUUAAAAAAAAUCUAACGAACAAAACUCAACUAUAUUCACUUUUCUUUCAGAAAUUUGCACAAAAAGUGCUUGAAACAUGUUUAAAAAAAGUAAAAAAAGGGUACUAAUAAUUAUCACAAAAAAAUGAAUCGGAAAGAGGGUUUUUUUCUACCCAAAAAGCGAAAAUUCCGGCACGUCCCCCACCAAAGCCGGAGAAAGAAAAAUCAUCGUUAAAAGCUUUUAUUUGUACUGCAAUCUCAGCUCAUACAAUCUUUUUAGCAGAAAGCGAAUUUUCAGAUCCAAUACUACAGAGCGGGACGAUUCGCCGAGUUUCUGAACAUUUUGGAAUCGGCCGGUUCGCAGGCCUUUCUCGAUUAUCCAAACGUCCAAAAUGACCAAAUGCGGGCUCUUGACAUGCUCGCCGCGCAUCAUAUGCAGCAGGUCUUUGACAAAAAAAUAUCUAUAUAAAGUGAUAAUAAAAAAAUUUCAAGUGAGUAUAAGAUCGGAAAAAAAUAAGAUUUUUUUCAAAUUUUUCGAUUGGAUUUUUAAACUUUCAUCGUCCUAGAAGUUAUUAAUAACUCAGUGAUUACUUACUCUUCUGAGAAGAAAGGAAAUUGUAAGCUUUUCUCAAAAGUAAGGAUAAACUUUGAAUGAUGCCGAGUAUAUUUCAGGGAGCUCAUGAAAAAUCAAAAGAAAGACGAACGGAGCUUUUCAACAAAGCCACCGUUCUUUUCAACACGGCUGAUAAGAUCAAAAUGUAGUAAUUGCUACGUGCCAAAAAAUAAAUCGAUUUUUAGGUAUGACAUGGUCCACUUGACAAUCAGAGCUUGGUUCUAUCUUUUCGAAAAAGAAAAGAGCAAGUUGGAGAUUGCAGAUCAGCAGUUCAACUUUGUCAUAAAACAGGUUGCCUUUUCAGAUAAUGUAUCCAUAAACAUUGUCAGAUUCCAGGAAGCGACGAUGGUCCUCGCCAUGAUCGGAAAGGCCGUCAUUGCCUUCACCAAAAGAGACUACAAAACUGCCAUUUAUUUCUAUCGCAGGGUUUUCUCCAUCUAGAAUUUUUGCUAUUUCAAUAAUUUGAACGUUAGGCCCUACGUGCAAAGUCGGCUGACACGCCCGAAAUUCGAGUUGGAUUGGCCUACUGUUUCGCCAAAAUCGGCAAGCCCGACAAGGCUGAGUUGGUGUUUAUUCUUUUUGAAACAGAAAAAAAAAGUGUUUUGGAUUUGUUUUCUAUAUACAAGACCCUCAAAAGAACUCCUUAUGUUUUUUUAAGUUCUUCAGAGUUUCAGAAAAAAAUUUAAUUUCUUAGAAAAAUAUUUAUGUGCAAAAAAAUUAUUUUUUUGUUUAGCUUCUCUUAUUACAGAACCACAGGUUUUUUCUAAUAAUUAUAGUUUGAAAAAAAAAAAGAUUUUUUUCGUAUAUUUUUAUGAGUUUUUCUAUUGAAAGAUUGUAAUUCGUAUGAGAAAAAUUUUUCAAAGUUUUUUUGGUAUUUUGAACGUUUUUUUCAUUUUUAAAAUGAACUAAAUAAUGCAGUAAUUAAUCGAACAAUCUUAAUCUUAUGAGAUACAAUUCAAAAAAAAGAGGUCUCUCAGUUAAAAUUUUUUAAAAACUGUUUUGAAAAAAAUAAUAUUUUCUUGAAAAAAAGUUUGAAACAGUAUUUUUCCUUUCCUCAGAAUGGCAUUCGAACGAGCUCGUGACUUGGAUCCGAACUGCAUCGAGGCUUUGGCUGGCUUGGCGAUUCUGAGAGAAAAUCUCCAAGAUGAAAACAGUAUCAAGGUUUCUGAAGGAAAUUCCAGCUCCUGAGCGAGUUUUGCUCUGUUCAGGCAGCUCUGGACCUUCUCAGCGAAGCUUUCCGCGUUAAAUCCGAUCAUCCUCUCGUUUUGGUUCAGUUGGCCAAUCAUUUCUUCUACAAAAAGGUGAGAACCGAAUUAUUAAUUUUAUUUUCUUCAAGCCCAGCACAGCCGUGCUAACACGGGCGCUUAGCGGGUACUGAGGCCCGUAUAAGCACAGCUUGUAGAACAUUUGGCAAUUUACCCCAGCUGAGACACUGUUUUAGCACAGUUGGGUCACAGGUUUUCGAGAUAAACACAGCUCUGUCACCUUUUUUUCUUACCCCCGUUGUUCCCCCAUUUAAGCACAACUGAGACCCAAAUAACCAAAAAAAAAAACACGGAUUUAGUACGGGUACACCCGUUGAAGCACCUGGCCAUCAUGAGAGAAUGUUCUUUUUAUUUUUUAUCAAAAUACGAAUAAAUGACCAACAGGCUCAUUUCUCCUCUACCAACCUAAUAGAAGCACUUCAGGACUACGUCCGUGUCGAGCAACUGGCCUGGCACGCGUUGCAAGUGAGCGACUGCGAGCAGAUCCGAGCCGAGGCCUGCUUUCCAAUUGGCGCGAACUUGCCACAUCCAGAAGAACUUCGAAAAGGCUUUCAAGGUACCUUGUUCGAUUCGAUCUUCAUUUUAUGUUCGUCCCCACACGAAAUUCAGAAGAAGUGAAAUACGAAAACUGUGAACCGGGAAGGUCAUUUAAACAAGGAAUUAAACCAAGUGAAGAACAAUCUAAUUUUUUUAAACUAUGUUUACUAAUAUUGGAUAAUCUGACAAUCUUAUUAUAAUAAAUUAUCCUUUUUUCAAUCAUUUCUAAUUUCUAGCUAAAAUAAUAUUUUUACACAACAGUUCUUCAGUUCAUUCAAGAUAAUGUGUUAAAUAAUGAGUUUUUAAGAUUAUUUCUUUACUGCUGAAUUUGCAGUGAGAUUAGUUCGAAAGCGGAGGCCUUUCUUUUCAAAAAAAGUGAAGAAACCAUUUAAAAAAAUCUUUUUCUUUUUUUAAUUUUUUUUCUCGAACUAAAAAAAUCAAGGUUUGAUUUUUUUGAUUAGGAAAAAAAGGAAAGGGUAAAAAUUUUUCAUAGGUCUUUUUGAAUCUCACUUUUUCCUACUCGUAUUUACAGAUAAUAGAAAAUAAAUAACUUUCGAGAUUUUUUAAAAAUUCAAAAAAAUUUCAGUACUACUACCAGUCAACACAGUUGAACUACGGAGAUUUGACGCUUUCCUUUUACGGCUUGGGACAAAUGUACAUCCAGCGAAAGGAGUGGGAUAAGGCUCGUUUUUUUUUUCUUUGCGUGUCUUUUUUUUGGGACAUAUAAUCCCAAAAAAAGACUCACACACAAAAAAUGGCCUUUCUAGUGAGCGGAAUCAUGACUUUAUCCGAAAUUUCAGGCUAUUGAUUGCUUCGAAACAGUGUUGACCAGAAUUCCGAACAAUGCCGACACCUUGAAAGUUCUGGGAUCCUUGUACGCCCACACGAAUCCCGACGAAGCGGUUGGCAACUCUCCAGCUCUUUUUCGUAUUUUAAAACCCUCAGAAAUUACAAAAAGCCCGCGAAACGCUGCAAAAAGCGCUCGACUUGAAGCCGGACGACGUCGAACUUCUGAUCGAUUUGGCCCAACUUCUUGAAGCCACAGACCCCAAUGUUCGCCUCUUUUCUCAUUCCUUGUCAUAGAAAGAGUCUCUAGAAAUCGCUGGAACUGUACGAAAGGUCGAUCGAAAUGCUCAAGGAGCUGGAAGAUAUCGAUCCGCCAGCCGGAAAUGGUCAACAACGUCGGCGCCUUGUACAUGCAGCUGGGCAACUUUCGAAAAGGCCAAGAUCUAUUUCGAACAAGCUCGCGACCGUUAUCAGGUGAUUAUUAGAGGAGGUUUCAACUUGUUGGGAAUAGAAAUCAAUUCUGCGAAAAAAAAUUAACAAGAAAAAAAUUAGAAAAAUGGAAAAAUCAUUAAAGUAUAUUAUUCGGCGUCCCAGGUCACAUGUACCGUGUCCCUGGUUUCGAAACUUUGCAAAUUUUUCUUGAUUUUUUUAACUAUUAUAUAGAAUUUAAAUCUAAUAAGUGGCUUUUUCCUAAGCUUUACUCCGCUGAAAAUAGGUAGCCAACUUUGUAUCGUUCCGGGCAGUUUUUUUUCCUAUAGAUAAAAUAAAGUUGAGUGGAAAGUAGGGGGCAUAAAUUUCAAGGCAAUCGGAAAUCCGUUUACAAAAAUUUUUGAGCGAAUUUUUAGAAAAACACAAUUUUUUCUAGGCAUUGAGAUAGAAAAAUCAGAAAAGAACGAUCGUUUGCAGGAGAUGUUGGCGUUGGGCGAGAAGGUCGAGGAGGACAGACACCAGCUGAUCACGAUCCGCUACAACCUGGCCCGUUGUCUCGAACACUUGUGUCAAAGCAACGACGCCGAGGCCAUGUACAAGGACAUCCUCAACGAGAUGCCCACUUAUAUCGACUGUCAGUUUUUGCUUUUUAGACAAAACGGCGUGCUGGGCAGAUUGGGAAAAGCUUGGGAAAUCUUGCUUUCAGUCAAAAAAUAGAUUCCUAUGAAUAAUCGGAAGCUGAAUCAGGUCUCCGUGGAUGAUUGAGUCCAGAUUUUCACUUUUCCUUCUUUUAGGAAACUUUCAGUUUCAUUGCAAGUCUUGACAAGGCUAUCUUUGGAGAUCCAGCAAUUUGGAAGUUUGAAAAAUAAUCUUCAAAAUGGGUUAUUUUAAAAUUUUCUUCACGGAGUUCUAGGCUUUUUUAUUUUUGUAGAAGUCACUUCAGUCUUAAUUUUUUUCCCAAUAUUUUUUGUUAGCGGAAAAACUCUUUCCAUAUUCUUGAAUGUCCCUUACAGGCUACAUGCGGCUGGGCUGUCUGACGCGAGACCGCGGCCAGAUCUACGACUCCUCGGUCUGGUUCAAGCAGGCGAUUCCCUACGACAACGGAUCGAUGGACGCUUGGACCCUCAUCGGAAACCUUCACAUGGCCAAACAAGAGUCCGUUUUACAGAUUUCUAACCAAAAUGAUGUGAAUCAAGGAUCUUAGGCGCAUUCUUCAUUAACGUUGAGCACAUCGAAAAUUAAUAAACGUUCUUGAAAUGGAGUUUAAAAUGCUUAGAAUCGGUAAAAGUCAAGUUUUUCAAGCUUCUCAGGGUGUUCUUUUUCAUAAAAAUUACCUGUUAUUUUCAAUACCCAUUAGGAAUCGCCUAUGAACUCUGUAGCAAGCUUUUUUCAAGAAUGAAGAUGACUUUUAUAGAUGGCAACCGGCUCAGAAGAAGUUUGAGCACAUUCUUAACAAAAUCACGUCGGGAAAACACGAUCCGUAUUCUCUAAUCGCACUGGGAAAUGUUUGGCUCGAGCAGCUGAUGAACCCGAACAGGAAACGCGAAGAUGUUAGCUUUGAUUGUAUUUUUAGAAGAAGAAAGAGAGAUUUUUGUGAAUUUAUGCCUGGGAAAGUGAUUUGAGAAAAGAUCUUGUGGAGCCAGAGGGCACUUGAAAAUUUAGAAGCCAGAAAAGUCAUUAGUAGUCCCUUGAUAUUCUAGCGUUCACUGACUUUUAAAAAGUCAAAAAUAAUUUUUUCAUUUCCUUGUCUUGUAAUUUUCACAGUUAAAAAUGUAAAUGAUUGCAAAUGGUUAUAUUCCGGCUAUAAAGAAGAUAGCGGUUUUUUUUUUGACUCACUCUUCUGAAAAACGUAUGGAAAUCAAUUUAAAAUUUCCAGGAAAAGAAAUACGUUGAACGAGCCACGCAGAUGUACAUCAAGGCUUUGAAAAUCCAGCCAAAGAAUAUUUAUGCGGCGAAUGGCCUCGGUUGGUUCUUUUUUUUGACUUCCUGUGAAGAUUGUUCGGUUUCAGGCUGUGUGAUGGCCUUCAAGAAGAAUUGGGCCGAAGCGAGAGAUGUCUUUUCGCAGGUUCAUUAUUUUUAUUCUGUUUUCUAUGCCGUAAAUUUUAUUUUAAAUGAAAAAAUGAAAUCUCUUUAAGUACGGAAAAAAAGAAUGAUUCAAGCUCUUAUAGAUAACUUUUUUGAAUAAUAUUACUAUUUUGAAGAAACUAGAACUAAAAAAAUGGAGUCAACUAUUUUUUUCAAGUGAAAUUGAAACAGGGAUCGUAAAGAAGGAAUUUUCCAAAAAUAGCUUUGAAAUAACAUUUUAAAAUUUCCAAAAAAAACAAAAUUUUCUGCAAUUUCCAGUGGAGAUUUUCAAUUAGACUUCACACUCACCACACUUUUUUGAGGUUCGAGAAGCGACUUCCGAAUUUUUCGACGUUUGGAUCAACAUCGCCCAUGUCUACAUGGAACGGGAGCAGUAUGUUCCCGCUAUUCAAAUGUAAACCUGAUAAAAAAUCAUUUUUUUUUGAUAAAUUUGAAUAUUUUUCUAGGUACUCGAACGCGAUGAAAAAGUUCCAUCGCCAAUCGGAUCCUCAUAUGCUUCUCUACCUGGCCAAGGCUUAUUAUCACGCCGAUAAACUCGAGGAAGCCAAGGACACCAUGGAAAAGGUAUUCUUUUACACUCGGGAACACUUUAGUGACCACUUGAGAAGUUCUUCUAGAAAUAUAGGCCGCACCCCAAGUGGGAUUCAGCCGACGUAUGAGAAGGAACUAAGAGGACCAUUAAAGCCACUGUUCUUCCUUUUAGUCGCCCCUGUAGUAGUUAUCUUUUGAGUGACUACCGAGCUGCUUACUAAGGUGGUCAUUAAGAUGUCAAAAUCCUAAAGUGGCCACUCGCAGGAAGAAGAAUAAAUAAAAUGUGAACUAUUUUCAGGCGAUACUUGAAUCUCCCGAAAACCUGCAGUUCAAAUUUAAUUACGCCUUCCUUCUCAAAAGAAGAGCUCGAGCCGUUCUCAAGGGCGCCAAGGUAAACUUUCAAGAAGCUUAUUUAAAAUUUUGAAACUUUUAAGGUCACUUCUGGCGAGGUCAAUGGCGCAAUCGAAGAUUUACAAUCUGCUGAGAGGUUUUGAAAACAACAAAAAGUUCCAAAAAUUAUGGUCAUUUUCCAGAGCUCUCACCUACAUUUCGAAAAACGAGGAUCUCAGUUUACCUGGUGCCAAGUAUAUCUCAAGGACAAUGUGUGGACAGGAGGUUUGUUAAAGAUCAAAAAGGUCACAAAAAUGUUUAGAAGAAAGGGUUUGUAAGUUCUGGGUCAACGUAGGAAUCACAGAAACUUUUUAAUAAAUUUUUAAAUCACGAAAAUUUGAACUUCAUAGUGGGACAAACUAUUUUUUUUUCAAAGGAUUUUUUUCGAAUUUACCCAUGUUUUUAAGUUUUUUAGUGUAAGUAAAACAGGGUCUGAUCCAUUUCUAAUCUGCCCUCAAUUAUUUGAGCUUCGAAAUCGAACACUAAAUCGUCGAAACGUUCAUUUUUCAGGCGAACGAUUGCAAAGACUUGUUGGUGCAGGCGAAUACGGCUCUGGAACGAGCCCAGCAGCUGGAUGAGGAAGAACGACGGGUCAAGGCCAAACAAGAAGAAGUGCGCCUUUUCGGAGCAUUUAUCCUAUGAAACUCUGAAUUCCAGGAACGGCUACUGCUCAAGAAGAAGAUGGAGGAAGAGAUGAACCGAAAGGAAGAGGAAAUCCGUCGGAAGCUCGAAGAAGCCAAGGCGUUGCGAUCCAAGUUCGUUGAGAUGACCAAGGACGUCCUUCGCUUGCCGGAGGUGAUUGCGAAUCGAAUCUUGAUCUAUUCGCAUUUUCAGAUUAACGACGACAAGAAGGUCAGCCGAUCCGGCAGGAAGAAGAAGGUCGGCGGCGACGGAGAAGAGUUCGUCAACGACAGUUCGGACAUGGGCGACUGGCGUGGCGAGGAGGACGGCGAGCCCAGAGAGAGGAAGAAGAAAGACGUCAGGAACCUUUCUCUUCAGUAGUUUUCCACAUCAACAAAUUAAAAAAGUAGAUUUUGAGGAAAGAGGGCUCCUAAGAAGUGCAGAACAGGUUUUACUAGAAAGUAGGCAGAAUCCGAUCCUUGCAAUUAUUUUGUUGGUACAGUUAUCAAAAAGAUUGAGAAGUUAAUACGAAUAUCCUAAAUAUUCAAAAAUGGUUUUUAAAAAAAAGUUGAAAGGGUAUUUUACAGCAUUUCCAAUUAAAAGUAUUCAAGGCUUCUGAAAGGAAGUAAAAAUAAUGAUCGACAUCUGUCUGAGGUGAUAAAAAUUAAACUUAGAACUUAAUCAGUUAUUUUUUCAUCUGUUUCACUUCUAUUAAUGAUUUUGAAAAAAACGAUUUAGGUUUUUUUAAACUUCUCUGAGGUCAAACUAGGCCGUGAAAAAACUCGGCGAGAAGUUUUUUAUUGACACUAAUUUUCCACAUCUUGAAAAAAAGCGCUUAUAGUAUGAAGGGGAAAUUAUUGUCUUUGGAAAGUUCUCACAACUUUACUUUUUUCAGAAGGCGUCGAAGAAGGCGUCGAGAAAGCGACGGGAGCGUCGGGAUGGCAGCCAGGAGGGCAGCGGAUCCGACGACGACAGGGCCGAGAGGAAGAGAAGGAAGAAGGAGGCCGCCGAGAGACGCAAGGCCGAGGCCAAGUUGUCCGCCAAACAGUCCGCCAAGAGUUUGUCUCCCAGAUCCUGAAGAUUCAAAAAUUCCUGUUUCAGUCAAAUCUCGCGCCUUCCUCUCCUCCUCGGAAGGAUCUUCGGAUGAAGGCGAGAAAGUUCAGUCUUCGGCAAAAUCCGACGACGAUGAGCCGAAAACUACUCGAGAUGAGUUUGGUGAGCAUUUUCAAGCUUUUUUUUAGAACAUCAAUCAUUUGCUUAGAACUUGAAAAAACAAAUAGAAAUUUAUAAACAGGGAUGUUUUUUUAUUGAAACAAAUACUAAAAAAAAAAAAAUUUUUCUAUAGAAGUUAUAUUAGUUUCCUCUCUUAGAAAAAAAGCUUUUUGAUUCAUAGGUUCCAAAUUUUUCCAAAUUUGAAACAAUUAGAAAUUCGUGAACUUGAGAUAAUCUCGGCUUUGUAGCCCAUAGGAUUAACUUUGAUAGAAAAUAAAUUUUUUUUGGAUUUGUGCCAAAUUUAUAAUUUGGGAAUCAAUCAUGUCGUUUUUAAAAAAUCUCUAGUAAGUUUCGAACUCGUAAGUGGCAAGUUAAGAACUCAGUUAGGUCAGAAGUAAAGGAUGACUUCCAAAAUUUUUAGGAAGUAAAAAAACUGGCUUAGUUUCGGAAAGCUUGGGAAGAGAGCUUGGAGACCUUUAAAAUAGCCUGUGUUUCUCAAACAACCCGUUUUUGAAACAGUUUGAAGAAGCGAAAAGUUGAAGCUUUUGGGAAGUGAUUAAAGACCAUAACUCGUAGAAUCUUCGAUUUUCAGAAGACAGUCCGGAGCCUCCUCGCAUCGGCGACAGUGACGACAGCGAUGAUGAAAGCGACAAGGAGGUGGCCAAGCCGAAACGGAAGAAGGUCCUCCAAGAAUUCCUUUUUUGAUCUUACUUUUUUCUUGUCCUAUGCUAAAUCAUAACUCUUCUAAUUUCAGCCGGUGAUGGAUUCUGACGACUCUUCCGGCAGCGAAGGAAGGCCAAUCAUCGGAGCCAGUUCCGAUGGUAAGAAAAAUCUUCUAGAUUUAACUGAAAAACGAAAUAAUUCGAUCAGAAGAUGAACCGUCGACGAGCCAAGGAAAGAAACGACGUCAGGCAGACAGCGACGAGGACGAGGACGACGACGGCGAGGAGAGCGACGAGCAGCCCAGCGCCAAGAGAAAGAAGAAAACGGUUUGAAACGGGGAAAGAACAGAAAAAUGGCUGAAAAAUGAGACCGCAGAGGUUUUUUGAAACAAACGAGCUGAGAAAAAAAAACCACCUUUUCUAAAACAAGAAGAACUUUAUUUCCGGAGAAAACGUAUCUUCUCAGUUUUAUCUCGAUUUUCGCUUUUGUUGAAGCAGCUUGUUUGUCAUAUGUCCACUGUUAGGAACCAAAGCGAGUGGCUUUGAUGGUUUUUAACUGAUUUUUCUGUUUCAUGUGAAGAUUAAAGCAUUGAGCGCUCAAAAAAAAAAAUAAAUUUGAGACGGUUAGUGAAUUCACCACAGUUGAAUGGUUUUUAAAGGCUCACUAGGGAACGUUUUUUACCCCCCGGUUGAACUUUUGACGAAACUUUGCAGAGAUGUACUUUGAGGUCUCCUGAAUCCAGAACAAGAAAAAAAUUUCUCGAAAUAGACCUUGUUUUCGAGAUAUGCAGCCUCGAAGUUUGCACGCGAAAUCUGCGGAAGCAUGGAAGAUGGAAUAUGUUGCGCGCAGUGUCGGUGGAAUGCUAGCGCCGCUAAAUCCAGACGUGGGGGCUUGCCUCACGCGCGCGCCAAUUCAAAAAAGUGCGCUGGCGCACAGAACCCAAUAUCCCCCAUUAAUGUAUAUCCUUUUUUUCAGUCAAUCUUUCCGUUUAUAUUUUUGUCGGAAGAUUUUUUUUCGGUUAGUUUCGCCAUAAAAGUGAACCGAUAAAAAUAUUUGAAAUAAAAAAAAAUAGUCAGUGGGGUUCUUUUUCUUUUCGCAAUUUAGUACUCAUAUAAUCAGUAAAUGUAUAGAAUAAACGGUGCGAUAGCUAUCGGAGUGCUAUUCGACAUCAUACAAAGUGCCCAUAAAAAAAUUUAAAAAAAUUUCAAAGUACUGCUGUUCAUUUUUCAGAUUAAUGUUCUCUGUAAUUUUUUUCGCAUAAACUGUUUUUUUCACUAUAAAAUAGUUUAUAAAGUUUCAUUCCUCAGAUACCAUUACUAUGGAAAUGACGACGCUUCCUUCAAGACGCUCUUGUUUUUUGAAGGCUUUCGAAGUACACAAAAAAAAACAAAUAUUUUUUUAGAAGCCUGACGAGGGCAGUGUGUCAGGUGAGCAUCACAGAUAUGGUUGAAACUUCUGUGGUAGGUAGUCCCAGGUAUGAGUAUUGGAACACAGAAAAAAUGAUCUGCUAAGCCUAAGGUACCGAGAAACAGCCCUACGAAAAUGUACAGGAGAAGCAAAAAAAAGAUUUAUCUUUGGGUUUUUCGUAGAGAGUUUCUUUCUCGCGUUUCUUAUGAUAUAAUGAACAACACUAGACUUUUAGAAAUCGAAAAAGAAAACAACUAAGUUUUUGAGAUCUCACUGUACAUUCUUGACAGGCUAUUUCUCAGUACCCUAUGGCGCUUAGCUGAUAUUUUUUUUCAUUUUUGAGUACUCAUACUUAGGACUAUUUAUCACAGAAGUUUCAACCAGAUCUGCGAUGUUCACCUCAUACCUAUUCCUGGUGCAUCCCAGUUUUUUGUGUUCAUAUUGCAAGUAAGAGCCCUAUCUACGAUCUAACAGAAACCGUCUCUUCAUCCGUAAGGAUUUGUCAAUUUAUUAAUGUUAGUUAGUAACGCCGCAGAUAAGUUUUCUGAGAAAAAAUUUUAACCGCUUUUCUACUUGUUUCAACCAUUGGAAAUUCUGGCGUUUGAAGACAGCCCCAUAAAAACUUAAUUACAUUAAAGGUAGCGCUCCUGAGAUCCUGAAAAUUUACAAAAAUGCUUCGAAAUCAAGAACAACAGAGCAUUCUUCAUCAACUUACCGUUCAUAAUUUAUGCGCACCCUGUACUUCUGAACUUCUACUUUCUGAAGCCCCCUUAGCCAUCGCAAAUGGCAAUAGCAUUCGGAUACUAGUGGUGUGAACAGUAAUAGUAAUGAAAUUGCAGAAACUUAGCCUCUGUAUUUCAUUCAUUGAUUAAAUGUAGCAUAUCUCGAUGGAAAGUGCACUGGAUAAGCCGGUUGAACAGUGAGGUAUUGUUCGUUUGAUCAACAUUUACUUGCCGGUAUCACUAUGAAGGUGAGUGAAGCACUGAAGUUGGCUUUGAAGCUUCAAGACCUCUUCUCUUUCGUCAAAAUAAUGCAAGCUCAAAGAGGAAAGAAUUGAAUGAAAAGAUUCUAUAGUUUCUCAUAAUUCCUUGUCUUUCACCGUUAUAACUUUGCUGAAGAAGUGCAUAACCUCAGGUAUACCUUAUAAUAAUCGUGAAUAUUCCCAUUUUUCAGCAACAUCUUUUUGAAAGUUUUCUGCACUCGUUUUUCCCUGCACAAAAGUAAACUGUAGAUGGUCUUCUUUUGUAAAUAAUAAACGGUAGCAGCGCCACUAAGGCUACCGCGAGGCUAAUCAGUGGUCGUUUAUUUAGAUCAAUUUUUUGUUAUAGCCUAUUCAGCGCCAGCUUGUCACGUUUUUCUUUCCGCCAAAAAGACCGUAUACCAAAUGAAAUCAAAUUUCUGCUUUUAUAACGGCAAGAAACAAAGGUCUUGAAGCGAAGUUGGUCAAAUUUGGCCUUUUGGCGGAAAAGAAAAACGUGACAAGCUGGCGCGGAAUGGCCUAUAACCGUGCUAAGACCUGCUGAGCUAGUUAAAAAAGGUAGCUACUCGGUAACUAUUUGUAUCUCUAUCACGAUUGACCAGUGGAAAAAAAUUUGCGAAAAAAACUAUUUUUCAUUUUUAAAAAAACUCGAUUAUUUUUUUAUUGAUUCACUUUUUAUGGCUAAAUUAACCGAAAAAAAUCUUUCGACAAAAAAAUAUAAACGGAAAGAUUGACUGAAAAAAAGGAUAUACAUUAAUGGGGGAUAUUGGGUUCUGUGCGCCAGCGCACUUUUUUGAAUUGGCGCGCGCGUGAGGCAAGCCCCCACGUCUGGAUUUAGCGGCGCUAGUGGAAUGCCAGUUGAUUCGUGGCAGAGUGGUAUGAGGGCGCGCGCUAUGUGCGAGCUGUGGUGGGUUCGAUCCCAUUUCGCUGCCAAAUUUUGCAAAACUCUUUUGCUGCCAUUUUCCUGGAUGGAACGAAUUGAAAUAAAUCAAUUUUGUGAAAUAAAAAAAAUUUCCAUUCUCAACAGUUUUGAAAUGAUGAUUGAAUAUCAACUCGAGUAAAGUAUAACAAUAUGCAAAACACAACCAAUACAUUCAAAUCAAACAAAAUUUCAGCACUUAUGACAGAUUUGCGUUGGCAAAAGACGCUUCUUUCUUCUGAAGGUGUGGGCGCUUCGGAGAAUUCCUCCAUUACCCCCUUUUUGAAUAUAAAUAAUAUAGAAAUAUGAGAAUUAUUAGGCAAAAGAGAAACAGAAAAAUCUUUCUGAAAAUUCAAAUGAAUAAAGGAAUACUGUUGCGAAGAGUUUGAAAAAUUGCAUCAUCCUUCUUUUAAAUAAUAUUUGGCAAAAGAAAUUUUGCAAAAAUUUGGCAGCGAAAUGGGAUCGAACCCACCACAGCUCGCACAUAGCGCGCGCCCCCAUACCACUCUGCCACGAAUCAACUGGCAUUCCACCGACACUGCGCGCAACAUAUUCCCUCUUCCAUGCUUCCGCAGAUUUCGCGUGCAAACUUCGAGGCUGCAUAUCUCGAAAACAAGGUCUAUUGCGAGAAAUUUUUUUAUUGUUCUGGAUUCAGGAGACCUCAAAGUACAUCUCUGCGAAGUUUCGUCAAAAGUUCAACCGGGGGGUAAAAAACGUUCCCUAGUCAGAUGAACUAUUUGGCGACUCCGAGAAAAAAAAAAUUUAUCGCGAAACCUCCUUCAUUUUUUUAUAUUUGUCUCCGUAUAGCUAGCUUUUGUGGACGAUUGAAGUGAUUUUUUUUUUUCGAUUUAAAAAAACUGAUAACCUGAAAAUUUUAUUCAAGGUUGUGGAAGAAGAAGAUGAGGAGGAAAGUGGAAACGACUCUGACCAGAGUUCCAACGGAGAAAGCGACUAA
Molecule: messenger RNA, 15264 nt
Organism: Caenorhabditis auriculariae
Lineage: Eukaryota; Metazoa; Nematoda; Chromadorea; Rhabditida; Rhabditidae
Source: the annotation of a GenBank genome assembly